AUGUGCCUGCUCAUCCCACAGCUGGACAACUUGUCCGGAAGGAUGCUUUGCCUGGGAGAAGAGGCCUACCCCAUGCUGAAUUCCACUCCAACUAACAACCUUUCCUAUGGCACCUAUAAAUAUAAGCUAGUACACAUUUCUUCAUUACAAGCCACCCUUCUCUUCCAUAUUCGCACUUCUUGUCAAGGCCGUGAAAAAGAAGAACGUGAAGAAGAUGUGAAAAGUCUCAAUGCCACAGCACAAAAGCAGCAGCCCAAGAACGAAGGGACUAUUAUAAAUGCUCUCAGUGACAUGAAUCAGAGUUAUGAAAGCAGAAAGCAGCAGAAUUCCAGGGCAGUGGUACCUUUCACUGGGAUUACAGAGAGUAAAAAACUGAACAGACGCUGCUGCCAAAAUGGAGGGACCUGUAUCCUAGGGGCUUUCUGUGCCUGCCUAAAGCAUUUCACUGGCAGAUACUGUGAAUAUGAUGAGCGCAACUGCGGCAGCAUUGCCCACGGCUCCUGGGUGCUGAAGGGCUGUUGGCUGUGUCGGUGCGGCUAUGGUACUCUGAAUUGCCUCUCAGAAAUAAUGCACGAUAACUGUGAACUGAAAUCAGAAAAGGAGGAAAUUACCAGGCUAUAUUCUAAUGGGCUAAGAUUACAGCAAACAGUGUUUGCACUCGCUUGCCUGCUCACCAUCUUCCUGGAGCUCUGCUGCUGGCAGUUGUGA
This is a messenger RNA of Cariama cristata (Red-legged seriema), 708 nucleotides long. Its product is annotated as cryptic protein-like. The record is from RefSeq and is a predicted model, not a curated record. Lineage: Eukaryota; Metazoa; Chordata; Aves; Cariamiformes; Cariamidae. The coding region runs from base 1 to 708 and encodes 235 amino acids. The transcript has 6 exons.